AGCUUUGCGACGGUUGAAGAUUGACAGCGACGAUGGAGAAGAUGGAGCUCGUGACGACGGCGGACGGCGUGACGUGGCAGGACCGCGAGAUCCGAUUCGACAUCUCGUCGGCGGCGAUGGAGCUGCGGAAAGGCGAGGUCGCGAUCGACUCGAUCAACUCGGUGGAGGACACGAAGGGCAACAACGGCGACCGCGGGUCGCUUGAGAUCACCAAUUUGCGCCUGCUUUGGGCCUCGCACCGGUCGGCGCGCACGAACCUCAGCAUCGGCUACUCUUGCAUCCAGUCGGUCAAGAUCCGCACGGCCACGUCCAAGCUCCGCGGCUCGACGCAGGCGCUGUACAUUAUGACCAAGUACGCCAGCUCGCGCUUCGAGUUCAUCUUUACGUCGCUCGUCAAGGCGAGUCCGCGCCUCUUCACGACGGUCCAAGCCGUCUUCCGGUCGUAUGAGACCACGAAACUGUACCGGGACCUCAAGCUCCGGGGCGCCAUCAUCGCCGACAAGGAGCUCCGAUUGCUGCCGCACGAGCAAGUGUACACCAAGGUGAUUGGCGUCUGGAACCUCAGCUCCGACCAAGGCAACCUCGGCACCUUCUUCGUCACCAACAUCCGCGUCGUGUGGCACGCCAACCUCGCGGAAAACUUCAACGUGAGCAUGCCGUACAUGCAGAUCAAGUCGGCGCGCAUCCGCAACUCGAAAUUUGGGCCCGCGCUUGUCAUCGAGACGUCGGCCGGCUCUGGUGGCUACGUGCUCGGCUUCCGCGUCGACCCGGAGGAGAAGCUACGGGAGCUCUUCAAGGAGAUCAAGAGCCUCCACGCGGUCUUCUCGGUCAAUCCCAUCUAUGGCGUCGACUAUGCCAUUGAAGACAAGCCAGCGUCCCUCGACUUGCUCAAGCAGCCGCGCCAGAUGGACGACGUCGAAAUCGUCCAGGAAGAGUCGAGCUCCAUUGACGCCUUUGCUGCCUACUACGCGGCGACCAACAAGAACCAGGACCGCCCGCCUGUUUUCUGCAAGGACAUUGGCCUUGCGGUCGAGAGCCUCCCUGACGGCAUCGCGCUCGGCGACCUCUGGUACGUCAACUAAGGACAGAGUGCUACUUGCAUGGUCGAGAAUACAACUACAAUGGUCCGUC
This is a messenger RNA of Saprolegnia parasitica CBS 223.65, 1131 nucleotides long. RefSeq lists its product as hypothetical. Lineage: Eukaryota; Oomycota; Saprolegniomycetes; Saprolegniales; Saprolegniaceae. The coding region runs from base 33 to 1082 and encodes 349 amino acids. The record is from RefSeq and is a predicted model, not a curated record. Gene Ontology annotation, biological process: intracellular transport; cilium assembly. The transcript has a single exon. Gene Ontology annotation, cellular component: ciliary basal body; BBSome. Gene Ontology annotation, molecular function: phosphatidylinositol-3-phosphate binding.